AGUAACACAUGAUCUGACCCUACCUAGAGUACAAACUUUCAUCCUUCACUAAAAGUAAACAUGCUAACCUUGUACGUUGUGUUCAUUUGUCUGGUAAGUUCAGCAAUAACGGGAGACAUAUGUUUGCGUUACAGGACUGGCGGGGCCUUACUAAAGGUGGACAUAGAACAUCUGUCAGGGGAGCAGGAAAUGAUCACUCUGAGGGGAAACUACAACUCUAAGAAGCAUAGAGGAGGAGAAGAAAACGCGUUCAAUGGUUUCUUCCUCGCUCGGAACAGUAGUGUUCCUGAUUCAGGGGUAGACUUCAACAUCUUCAACAAACUAGUAAUCCCAAAAGCUCCAGCAGAAGCAACUUAUUCCAUAGUGCCCACUAGAAUAAGAAAAUGUUGUGAUUACGAAAGUGGGCUAUUCUACCGAGACACCUUCGACGAUUCUAUUUAUGCGCGGAAAACGAAAGCUAUGAACGUUUACCAGCUUGUUUUCAAGAAGAACAUUCUCUACCUUACAAUCAAUGGAAAAACCACUACAAUCAACAAACCUAGUUACUCUAAAGAUCCAGAUUUGUGGAAGAUAGGCCACGUCCGGCAGAGAGGCACCGCAACUAAUUUCUAUGACGUCACCGUGUGUCCCCUGAGGGUAAGUGUUGUUAUGGUACAGGAUACCUCAUUAGCUGACUUGAAGGAAGGGUGUGAAGCUGGUCGGGAUUGUGAGAGUGUAGGCAGGAUUGUUCAGCAGUUUGGGACGAGGAUAAUACUGAGCUGCUUCGCUUCAGGGCCCCCUCCCAUGGAUAUAUGGUGGGAACUGAACGGUGACUUCAGACCUAGCAUUGAGAGAGAUACCGAGACGGGCGUGUCUCUGUCUAUGUUACGUAUUGACUCUCUGGAUAAAAGUAACGUAGGAAACUACAGCUGUGUAGCACAAAACAAAUUCGAAAAGACCAUCAUGUCCAGCUCCUAUGUAAGUGUGCUUGGUUACAGUCCCAUCUCACUGCACAUCAUAGCUGGAGCCAUGUCUGAGAUUACCUGCAAUGGGAGUGAGGAAUGUGGGGUUAGCACCAAGAAUGUUGCAACUUUGAUCGGAGAACAGUUAACAUUGAGCUGCAAAGCUUUUGGAUCCCACCCCUCGCGUCUUUGGUGGAGUUUUGAGGGGAGGAACUUAACAGAUGGAGAAUCAACCCAUAUCAGAAGAGCCCAAAACUUGACUGAGAUAUCCUUUACGAUGAACGAAAGAAGAACAGGUAGAUACAAGUGUCUUGCUGCUUACAACAAAUUUAGUGAGAUCUCCUCGAAUACCUCCAUUGACGUGGUCGGCUACGACCCGAUUUCCCUGCAUGUCAUACCUGAACCUUUACCAGGGAUUACGUGUACUCACAGUAAUGAUUGUGGAACCAGCACGGAAAUUAUAGCACAGUUGAUGGGAGGACAGUUAACUAUGAGUUGCAAAGCGUUCGGGUCUCAUUCAAGUCAGCUCUGGUGGAGUCAUGGAGGAGAGAACUUGACAAACGGGGAUUCCUAUCAGAUCAAAGGAGCCCAAAACGUCUCAGAAAUAUCAUUUACUGUUAACGAAAACAGAUUGGCUUGGUACAAAUGUCAUGCUGCUUACAAUAAAUACAAGGAGGUCCUCUCCAGUGUCUCUGUUUAUGUCUUUGGUUACAAGCCAAUAUCUUUAUACAUUAUGCCAGUAAACUUAUUAGACAUAAACUGUGAUGAACGUGAACACUGUGGAGUAACCACGGAAAUAGUUGCACGGCUAAUCGAAGGAGAGAUAACUAUGAGUUGUAAAGCGUUCGGGUCUCACUCAGUCCAUCUCUGGUGGACAUUCGGAGGAGAGAAUUUGACCGACGGCGAAACUUUUCAGAUCAGGAAAAUGCAAGAUCUAUCUGAAAUAUCGUUUGCAAUGAGAGAAGACAGAGCGGGUUGGUACGAAUGUAAUGCAGCAUACGAUAAAUACAGUAAUAUUUCUUCAAAUGCCUCGGUUUACGUAUUUGGAUACGAGCCAUUAUCACAAUAUAUAAUGCCAGGCCGUAUGGAAAUCAUCAGCUGUAAUGAACGAGAAGCUUGCGGAGUAAGCAUCAACAAAUCUGUAAGCGUGAUAGGAGAAAAAGUCAGCAUCAGCUGUAAAGCCUUUGGGUCCCAUCCUACCAACAUCUGGUGGACCUUCGGAGAAGUGAACUUGACAAGUGGAGCGACCUACCAAAUCAGGAGAGGACAAAGCAUGUCGGAUAUAUCUUUCACGGCUAAAAAGGACACGACUGGUUGGUAUAAUUGCCACGCAGCUUACAACAAGUACGAUAAAAUAUUCACUAGCGUUUCCUUCCACGUGUUUGGCUACGAGCCAAUUUUCCUCCACAUCUUGCCACGACCCAUGUCAGAAGUAUCCUGUAAUGCCAGUAAUUGUGGGAUGGGUGCGAACGUGUUUAAACCGUGGAUCGGAGAAGAGUUCAGUAUGAGCUGUGUUGCAUUCGGAUCCCAUCCUACGGAGAUCACGUGGAGUAUUGAGGGGGAGAAGCUGAGGGAGGGGAAAACGUACCAGAUACGAAGUGGGGAGGACAUGUCAGAGGUAUCGUUUAAUGUGACUAAAAAAGAAAAGUCAGACUGGUACAAGUGUAAAGCUGCUUACAUUUUCAACACUUCCAUUACUUCAACCGCUCUGAUGGAGGUAUCCGGGGUGUUCCCUCUCAGCGUACAGAUCCUGGAGCCCAAAUACGUGGUGGCUUCACCCGGGGUCACAGUGAAGUUCGUGUGUUUGGUGUUCCAGUGGCCAUUCACCAGCAUCGUCAACUGGAGACACCUCAACAGUAGGACUCGCAGUAAUCACCCACCUGUCACCACUCAGGAUGAGAUGGACGAACAGGGACAUAUAAGGUACAAAGUAUUGACUCUAGAGUUUGAGUCUGCUCGAGAUAGUGAUAACGGAGUGUUUCUUUGUGGGAAUGAUCAAGUUACGGAUACAGCAAGUCUCUUCGUAGAGACGAUUGUAGAGACACCCUUUGUUACCAUUACUGAAACUGACGGUGGGGAGGUGGAGGUGAUCUGCUGGACUCAUGCCAACCCUCCAGCUACACUGCACCUCACACUUAGUGUGGAUGAGGAGGAUAGAAAACAGGAACUCAAACCGGAACUAACGAGCACGACAAGGAGUGGAAGCUUAGUUAAAAAAGGGUGGGUUUUGAGAUCAUCUCGGAGUUAUUUUAGAAUAUCCUUUAUUUGUGAGGCGGUUCAAGGAAAUCGUAAAACAGAGACUUCUGGUUAUUUUGCUCUGACGAGACCAAUCAAGACUACAAUAAAUAUCAUUUCAUCGAGUGUUAACAAUUUUAAUUUCAACUAUGGUGAAGUUUUCUUAGUGAAUUGUAAAGCAAGUGGAAAUCCUGCUCCGAAACGGUUGAUCUUAAUAAAAGACGGUCAUGUUGUCGAACAGUUCGUUAAUGAUGAAAUCUUCCAAUAUGAGAUUGAACUCAACUCAAUUUUUGAAAAUGUAACCAUUAACGAAGACGGUUGGUACAGCUGUCAUGCAUUUGAUACAGAGAACGUUAAUGAUUCAAUCAGUACAAUGGAGAUGGGAAAAUUGAGCGCUAAAUAUAACCAUGGUUGGACUUUUUGCAGAGAUAGUAGUGCUGAUCAUUUGAGUGAUUCAAGUGGUACACCCGAGAAUUGGACUAUUAAUGAGUUUGGUUACUGGUUUAAUUCGAGCCAUGAUGGAUUAGGGUCUCUGACGCGAGAGGAGGCAGAUCAUGGUUCAAAUUGGUACAGUUGCAGAGGAAAUAACAAUAUCAUUGAUUCGAGUCGUCAGCUAGUGAAUGUCUUUCAAGAAAUAUCCUUUAUAAACAUGUCUUUUCAACCUGAUGUUGAGGUAAAUGCAAUCAACGAGACAGCUUAUAUUCCUGAAAACACUUAUUUCUUCGCUGAAUGCUCAGCUGGAGGUGGUUCUCCAAUGCCAGAACUUACAAUGUUUCUGGAUGAAGUCAAGUUAGAUGGGAGAUCAGAGAUCGUGGGCAAAAACUCGGUGUUAGAAGUUGUCCUGAAGGUGAACAGCUUAUAUUCAUCAUUGAGAUGUGAAGCUAAACAGAACAAGUUUGGUGAGGAUGUGUUGGCAAAGAGCCAUUUCCUAACACUCAUCCCUUUGCUACCUUUAACUUCCCCGACUUUCUUGCCCUCUAAAGUUGUUCUGAUACACGGGAUCCUGUACUGGAGUAUCUGGGUAGUAAUGGGUCUCGUAGCACUAGGCUCUAUCACUGGUUUAAUCCUGCUGCUUUACUUGUGUAUAAACAAGGGUGGUAAAGCAGACGAGGUGGCGCCCCUCUCCAGCUCCGAGGAGGAGGGGUUGAGGACCCAGUCCGUGGAUCUGGCUAGCAGGAGGAUGGAGCUGCUGACCAACUUGUACGAUCACCCUGUGAGGAGCCCCAGUAUGAGGAUCACCAGGUCAAUGAGCCGCAGUCGAGAGGGACUAGAGUCCAUGAGACAGCGACAGAGAACUCAAUCUGGGGAUACGCUGGACGGAGUUCUUAGCAGGCAGAACACUCCUUCCAGAGACCCGUUCCAGGGGGUUGAGAGGGAUUAUGAGAGGGAUUAUAGACAGAACACUCCCUCCAGAGACCCGUUCCAGGGUGGUGAGAGGGAUUAUAGAGAGCGAGCAGAGUCCGGAGACCUGGUACAGGACGACAAGGAGCACAGACAGAGGGCACAGUCGGGGGAUGUAGUGCUGGAUGAUACAGUGAGUUCAAGCAAAGAGAGGCACACUUCCUGCUGAGACAUGUUAAGAUAGUUAUAGGAGUUAUUUUGAUUUUUGUUUUUUAUUUGAAAAUGGGUUUUUUAUUACUUUCAUUUGAGAUACCAUGAAUAUGUUACAAUAAAUAAAUUAAAAUCUAUGAACUGAGUCUAAGUGAUGAUGAUUAUAUUUAUGUACCUAGAUAUAAUUGGGAACAUUAAUUUCUUUUGU
Bolinopsis microptera is the source of this 4935-nucleotide messenger RNA. Its product is annotated as hemicentin-1-like. The coding region runs from base 61 to 4746 and encodes 1561 amino acids. Gene Ontology annotation, biological process: cell-cell adhesion. Gene Ontology annotation, molecular function: cell adhesion molecule binding. The transcript is spliced from 2 exons. The record is from RefSeq and is a predicted model, not a curated record. Gene Ontology annotation, cellular component: plasma membrane; cell-cell junction. NCBI's taxonomy places the organism in Eukaryota, Metazoa, Ctenophora, Tentaculata, Lobata, Bolinopsidae.